AUGACUUCUUCCCAGACAGCAGGAGAGACAGAGCGGCCAGUUUCAGAGGGAGGAAGCCCAGAGGAGAGGGAUCCAGUAGAAGAUGGCACUGAAUCUGGUGCUCUUGAGGUGGUCUCUGUAACAGAUGAGGACCUUCCUGUUGUUGAGACCCCCACCACCUUCAACGUGAGCUCCUUUAGCAGUCAAAACAGUCAUUUCAUUCACUUCAAUGGCCCGGACAUGCAGGACCCCCAUGUGCCUGUUGAGUUGCCCACUGAGGUGUCCGCCUCACUGCCUGUGUAUAAAACACUUAACAUUCAAAUCCCACCCAGCCCAGGUGUGCCCAUCAUCAAGGUCCAGCCCUUUUUUGAUGGAGAAGACCUUUCAGACUUCAAGUCUUUCUGUUGGCCGUACAUAUCUCGCAGAUUGCUGGUGCUGCUCAUUAGCUUAGGUUUGAUAAUAGCUCUGACUCUGGCUCUAGGAAUUGGUUUAGGAGUGGGUCUGGAGAGUUGUUCAGGAAAGUUCCGCUGUGUGUUAUCAGUUCGGUGUAUCAGCGUAGCUGCUGUAUGUGAUGGAGUUCAGGACUGUGGAGACGGAGAAGAUGAACUCAACUGUGUGCGUGUGAGUGGAAAGAGCUCAGUGCUUCAAGUGUACAACAGGGGUUUAUGGAGGACUGUGUGUUUUGAAGAUUGGAAUACCAACCUGAGCUCCUUAGCCUGCAGACAACUGGGAUACAACAGCUAUGUGAGCUCUAAUGCCAUUCCUAUCACAUCCAUUGAAGCCAUCUUCAAGAACAAUCUAAUAGCUCUUAACAUCAACCAACAAGCCCUUCUAGAAACCUUCAAGAUCCACAACACCUCCUUCAUCAGAAAGACUCAGUGCAGUUCUGGUACAGUGACUGUUCUCAAAUGUAUAGAGUGUGGUUCCAGGCCAGCUAUCAGGAGUCGAAUUGUAGGGGGAAAUGUUUCAAGCACUGGGCAGGUCCCAUGGCAGGUCAGCUUGCAUUACCAGAACCAGCAUCUCUGUGGAGGAUCAAUCAUCAGUGACCGGUGGAUAGUCACUGCUGCUCACUGUGUCUAUGGUUUCGCUCAGCCAAUGUUAUGGUCAGUGCAUGCUGGGGUUAUAGAUCAGCCAGUGAGUGGAUCUGAAGCUCUUUCUGUGGAGGAAAUCAUCUACCAUACUAGCUACAAGCCAGAGGGACUCAGCUAUGACAUAGCAUUAAUAAAGCUAAAGCUUCCUCUGUCUUUUAACGAUCAGGUGGUACCUAUCUGUUUGCCCAGUUACGGUGAAAACUUUGAGGCUGGACAGAUGUGUUUGAUCUCAGGCUGGGGAGCCACACAGGAUGGUGGAGAGGCCAGUGUAUCGCUUCACACUGCUCAGGUGCCCUUACUCUCCAGUGGAGAGUGCCGCAGGCCGGGUCUCUCUUCAUGGGACAUUUGUGCAGGAUACCUGGAGGGCGGGGCUGGAACAUGUCAGGGGGACAGCGGAGGGCCUCUGGCCUGUCGGGGGUCAUUAUGGACACUGGUGGGGGCAGCCAGCUGGGCUCAGAGCUGUGGACAGGAGAACAAACCAGGAGUUUACACCAGCAUAACACAAGCUCUGAUGUGGAUUCACCAACAAAUGGAGAAAGCAGAAGAUCAAAGUCAGUGGGGAUCUCAUGGUGGACGAGCUCCUGCUGAAUCAUGGAUCUGAUAAACUGAAAGAAUUUGUAAAGUUUGGCACGACCUAGUAGCCAAAUUGUGGCUUUUGAAAGAUAUUUAUGUCAUAUAGUGAUGUGUGUUACAGUCAUAUUCAGAGACACUGAUAAAA
Molecule: messenger RNA, 1788 nt
Organism: Myxocyprinus asiaticus (Chinese sucker)
Lineage: Eukaryota; Metazoa; Chordata; Actinopteri; Cypriniformes; Catostomidae
Gene: tmprss3b
Product: transmembrane protease serine 3
Exons: 13
Coding region: 1-1671 (556 amino acids)
Biological process (GO): proteolysis
Cellular component (GO): membrane
Molecular function (GO): serine-type endopeptidase activity; protein binding
Source: RefSeq, a predicted model, not a curated record